This is a messenger RNA of Macadamia integrifolia, 1972 nucleotides long. RefSeq names its product RNA polymerase II subunit 5-mediating protein homolog. The coding region runs from base 398 to 1510 and encodes 370 amino acids. Gene Ontology annotation, biological process: negative regulation of transcription by RNA polymerase II; negative regulation of phosphatase activity. NCBI's taxonomy places the organism in Eukaryota, Viridiplantae, Streptophyta, Magnoliopsida, Proteales, Proteaceae. The transcript is spliced from 12 exons. The record is from RefSeq and is a predicted model, not a curated record. Gene Ontology annotation, molecular function: chromatin binding; phosphatase inhibitor activity; transcription corepressor activity.
AAGGACCCAAAAGCCACUCUGCCCCUUCCGUGCCCUCCCGCAGCCCUUUCUCUCCGGCGACACCCUAACUGUCAGAUAAGCUCAAAGGUAAUAGCAGAAAGGAAAAUAAAGAGGAAGUGAGGAAUUUUUCCCCGAUCCAGAUAGUCUUCUCUGACUCUUCAAUUCUUGUGUAUAUUGCUUUAAUGGUUGAAGUUGCAGAAGAUAUAAUCAAUGAUUUUAAUGGCAGAAAACUAUUAGAAAUGCCAUCAAAUCAGUAUUCCUCCAAGCAUUCACUAACAGAUUUGUCUUUUUUUUCCUCGGGUGUUCCAUGUCAAGUUCACAGUUUCUAAGAACCUGCAAUAAGUGCACUUUUAUACUGUAGUUAUUACAGACUUGCAGGGUUUUCUAUCUAGCGAUCAUGGAAAAUGGGGUGAAGGGAACAGUGACGCCACUUGCUUCCGUAUUUCCUGUGGAAGGGGCCCAAAAGGCUGCGAAGCGUGUGCAAGAAACCCUCGCAAACAGGCAAAAGGAGCUGGACUAUGUCCAUAAUUUUGUGGUGGACAACACCAACCUCGUCAAUCUUGUGCAGAGGCUCCCCGAUGAACUAUCCCACGAUGUCAUGGUUCCAUUUGGCACGGUGGCAUUCUUCCCUGGUCGUUUGAUCCAUACCAAUGAGUUCUUGGUUCUAUUGGGAGAAGGGUACUAUGUCGAAAGAACAUCCAGACAAACUAUUGAGAUUCUACAGAGAAGAGGAAAAGUUCUUCAGGAGCAAGUUGAUUCUCUGAAGGCUACGAUUGAGGACCUUAAAAUUGAAGCUUCCUUUUUUGAUACUACGGCUAUUGAAGCUGCUGAAGGUCUUGUUGAAAUAAGGGAGGAUUGUGUUGAAGAGAGUCCUUUGGAAGAGAGGGCUAAUCAGUCAGGUGUGUCAAAAUCAGUAGGUUCCUUUGAGGACAAUACGAAAGAUGCUACUGAAGAUGAAGAGUAUGCUCGAAUGAUGGCCAGGUUAGAUGAACUUGAGAAAGUGGAACUUGCGGCAGAAAGUAAUGAUGAAGAUGGAGACGAAGAUUUUUGUAGCUCGAUAAGUCCACAUGCUUUUGAUCACCACCUCUCAGAUGAGCAUCAGCUAAUGGAUUCAGUUCAACAAACAGAGGAUAAAAGGGCGAUAAACACAACCACUGAAUAUCCUUUGCAAAACAUUGGCCUUAAACAAGAUUUUGUCAAGCAGUCAGCUCAGAUUGAAGAUUUAGGGGUGCCACUUAUGCCUAAAGAGAAGCCCAUCUCUGUUGAGAAGCCUUUGCUGUCUCCUGGUUUGAGGAAGAAGGUUGAUUUAUCAACUGCUUCAAGAACUGAGGUUGCUGAAGAUAAGUCUACUAGUUAUGGAUCAGAAACAGGUUCUAAUAGUUCAAAGGCUUUUACAGGCUCCAUUGUAGAGCACACCCAUGGUCUACAAACUAAAUCUGUGGGACAAACUACUACUUCACAGCCCUCAAAGCCAGUCUCUAGAUUCAAGAUGCAAAAAGGUGGUCGCUGACAUAAAUCAAGGGCAUUUAGGCAGGGGGCAGUGCAGUCUUUACACACUUGGGAGAAGGCACAGUCCAAAAGGUUGUGAACGAAAUCGAGUGUCUCGGCUGGAAACAAGAUUGCCAUACUAAAGAGAACCAAGAGACUAGUCAAAGUUUUCUCUGUUCGCAUCCCACUCAUAAUGAACAGAGAAAGAACUGAUAGAGCUGCCUCAGCAUAAACAUCAUCAGCUUCAACUAAAGGCAAUCAAACAUUAGAUAUAAUUUUGGUUAUUUUGAUUUAAUUUUCAUCUUUUGUUCAUCAAUCAAUAUAUAUAAGGAUGUACAACAUGCAUGAGCCUCUUCUGCUAGUGCGGGUUCUGGGGAGGACCAUAAUAUACAGAGCCUAUCCCCGCUUUGUGGAAGAUUGUUUCUCGACUCUAAUCUACAAUCAUUAAGUUGCAAUGGAGUAAUCUUAUCCAUGGUUUAAAGUA